AUGUUCGCAAUGGGCAAAUAUCAGCAAGCUGAACUUAUUUAUCUUCGAGCACUGAAAGAUCAAACAGUCAUAAGAACGGUUGAAUUACUACCUGCUAUCUACAAACAGCUUGGCUCAGUUUACAAUGAAAUCGGUCAGUACAACAAAGCAAUUGAAAAUUUUGAGCAGUCUCUUGAAAUCAGACUGAAACAACAUCCACCAACGCAUCUCUUCGUCGUUUCUCUCUAUAGUAAUCUUGGAAGCGCUUAUCAGAAUUACAAUGAUUUGGAGAAGGCGUUAAUUUAUUAUUACAAAGCACUCGAAGUGAAAUUGAAUCGAGUCAAACCAGAUAAUAGGGAACUUGCUGCCUUGUAUAACAAUAUUGGUGCGAUCUAUAAGCAACAACAAAAUUAUUCAAAAGCCUUUGAAAUGUGUGAAAAAGCUUUAAAAACACAAGUAAGAGUGCUUUCAGCUCAUCAUCAAUCACUUAUCACGUCCAUCGGUAUUUUCUCACGUGGUAAAAGUUUUCAACACGAUUAUAACAAAGCAGUCGAGUAUUUACGCAAUAUUUUUCGAAUUCAAGUGAGUUCUUUUGGGCCAAUCCAACCAACCAGAACUACAACCCAGGAUACGUUAGCUGCAGCACUGUCCUACCAUAAAAAGUUCAAAGAAUGUUUGGACAUCAUGAAAACAUCGUAUGAAAUGGAACGGGAAAAUUUAUUCUCUUGA
Molecule: messenger RNA, 708 nt
Organism: Didymodactylos carnosus
Lineage: Eukaryota; Metazoa; Rotifera; Eurotatoria; Philodinida; Philodinidae
Source: the annotation of a GenBank genome assembly